Molecule: messenger RNA, 1462 nt
Organism: Papaver somniferum (opium poppy)
Lineage: Eukaryota; Viridiplantae; Streptophyta; Magnoliopsida; Ranunculales; Papaveraceae
Exons: 10
Coding region: 106-1161 (351 amino acids)
Biological process (GO): CAAX-box protein processing
Cellular component (GO): membrane
Molecular function (GO): metalloendopeptidase activity
Source: RefSeq, a predicted model, not a curated record
UAAGUCUACGAGUACCCCCAAAACUAUUUUAUCCUAUUUUCUUUCUAAUCCGCUUUCAUCUCUCAAACAGACUGCGGAAUUGGAGUUUUCUUUUCUUUUUCAAAAAUGUUUUCUGCAGUGAUAACAUCACCUCCUGCUCAAUCAUCACUCCUCCAUUUCUCUUGUUACCCCAAAUUCCCAGUUUCAAGACUAAACAAUCAAUUUAAAAGACACCCAAAUCUCCCCCCUUCUUUUUCAGUUGAGAAGUGGAAACCAUUGGGGUUUUCAACUAGGAAGACAUCUGCAGUUUCUGAUAGAAGGCUUAGUUCUAUCUGCUACUAUAGCGGAAAAGAAGAAUCUAACAGGAAUUCUCCAGGAAAGGAAACUGAGGAGAAAUGGAAAAUUCUCAAACGAUGGGAUGUGCCUUGGAAAUGGCAAACAGUUUUUCUUACAAUGGUUGCAUGCGGAUUAAGUUUUGUGUUGACAGGACUGGUAGAGGCAGCACUAGUACCGUAUCUAGGUUUGAACAUCGUAGAGCUUAGUUUGGAUGAGAAGGCUGAAAUCUUGUUUCUGGACCAAUCCAUCGCCACUGCAGUUGUACUUGGAGUUUUGUAUGCUUUAACAAACACUUUUCGACCUCUUCCAGAUGACAUCUUCAGUUACGAUUUCAAGGAACCCUUCAAUCUACAGAAGGGGUGGCUCUUGUGGGCAGGAAUUGGUAUUGGUGGUGCCAUCGGUGCCAUUGCACUAACAGGUGUUGCUAUGGCCUUGUUUAGCAGCGGCAACCCAGAAAGAGAUACAGAUGCUCUUGUUCGCUUACAACCGUUGAUUGGUUCUUCAGGUAUUAGUACUGCUUGUCUAGUAGGCAUCACGGGGGUUUUGGCGCCAGUGCUUGAGGAGACCGUGUUCCGAGGGUUUCUGAUGGUGUCCCUUACUAAGUGGUUUCCGACACCAGUUUCAAUCCUUUUAACAGCUGCAGCGUUUGCUCUUGCUCAUCUUGCUCCUGGAGAGUUUCCCCAGCUCUUUGUUUUAGGGACCGCGUUGGGUUUCUCAUAUGCUCAAACACGCAAUCUUUUAACACCCAUCACAAUACAUGCAAUCUGGAAUUCCGGUGUUAUCUUGGUUCUCACCUUUCUUGUGCUUCAAGGUUAUGAUAUCAAGGAAUUAUUGCAGACAUCCUGAAACAAGGUUACGGAGUUCUAUUAACUCACUCUUAAACGAGGUAUGGUACUGACCUGAGUUUACAUUGAACUAAAAAUGUAAAACUGAGGAUAAUAGAUAAAUGUGAGUCAAGGACAGCUGAGAUGGUGUAAAUUGAGCACGUAGAGGAGAUGGUGGUCCAUUUACCUGAUACCUCUUUUUGUGUGUAAAGUGCAUGAAUCAGUGUGUGGUACAAGUUACCUAACCAUUAGCCUAUAAGAAAUUCAUUUGUAAUGAACUGAAUCCCCUUGGUAUAUGAAUCAACCAGAUUGGUUUUUCCGUA